Molecule: messenger RNA, 215 nt
Organism: Racocetra persica
Lineage: Eukaryota; Fungi; Glomeromycota; Glomeromycetes; Diversisporales; Gigasporaceae
Source: the annotation of a GenBank genome assembly
GUAGGAUGUAUAAGAAGAAAGGGCUAAGUAAUCCAGUAGAGAAUUUUAGGGCAUUGAGACGGUACCAUGAUGAUUCGUCAGGGAAAGUGGACCUGAUAAUAUGGUAUAGGAAUUUAGCUUUAGUGGCAAUAGGUUUUUAUAUAAUGCCUAGACCGGGAGAGUUGUGUGAGUUAAGAUUGAAGGAUAUAGAAAAAAAAUUGGAACUAUGUGGUUGA